CCGACGCUUCCGUCGGAUCAAUAUACAUAUAUAUGUACGCACAUAUAUAUAUAGUUGGAAGCGCGACGCGAAUCUUUCAGUAGGUUUCCGCGUGGUCGCGUAGCCUCGCAUCUAUCUCGUUUUCAUUUCUGUUUAUGUAGUCGAUGAGAGAGAGCGUGUGUGUGUUCUGUGGUUCCUCAUCCUGGUAAAUGGAAAAACCAAAUCCACAGGACAUUUAAGUAGCUGAAAUGGCAUCGAAACUGAAGAAAAUAGUUAUUAGUGGAGUAGCCGGAGCUGUGGGCGCCGGACUUGCAACUUAUUUAUUAUUAAACAAUGACGUCGACAUCGAUAGGUGGAGUGUUAAAGCGCACCAAAACCAAAAGAGAAACAAACGACCGUUGCCUAAACGCGAGGAACAAAUCAAAUCUCUUCAGACGGAAUCUUUCGACGUAUUGAUCAUCGGUGGCGGUGCCACUGGAGCCGGUUGUGCCUUAGAUGCUGUUACUAGAGGCCUUAAGACUGCACUUAUAGAAGCCGAUGACUUUGCAAGCGGGACUUCGAGCAGAAGUACGAAGCUUAUCCACGGUGGUGUUCGCUAUCUGCAAAAAGCUAUCAUGCAGUUGGAUUAUGACCAGUACAAAAUGGUAAAGGAAGCAUUACACGAAAGGGCUACGAUGCUCCAUUCCGCUCCGCAUCUGGCGCAUCCACUGCCAAUAAUGUUGCCAGUGUAUCAAUGGUGGCAGGUUCCUUAUUACUGGUUCGGUAUCAAGAUGUACGAUUUAGUAGCUGGUACGAAAAACAUUGGAGGCUCCUAUCUAUUAUCCAAGAAGAACGCCCUGGAGUUGUUCCCCAUGCUGCGCGGAGAUAAAUUAUGCGGUGCCAUUGUGUACUACGAUGGUCAACAGGACGAUGCUAGGAUGAAUUUGGCCAUAGCCUUAACUGCAACCAGACACGGAGCGACCGUGGUCAACCAUGUAAAAGUAACAGGGUUAAUCAAAGAACCGACCAAUGACGGAAAAGAAAUAAUUUGCGGAGUGCAUGUUAAAGAUGAGCUGUCGCAAAAAGAGUGGAAGAUACCUGCUAAAUGCGUCAUAAAUGCUACGGGACCUUUCACAGAUACUAUUAGGAAAAUGGAUAAUAUCAAAAUUAAAGAAAUAUGCGCUCCAAGUAGUGGAGUACACAUAGUUCUGCCAGGGUAUUACAGUCCAGAACAAAUGGGACUUUUAGAUCCAUCCACCAGCGAUGGAAGAGUAAUUUUCUUCUUACCGUGGCAGAAGCAAACUAUUGCAGGUACAACUGAUCUUCCAUGCCAGGUGACGCACAAUCCCAAACCAACCGAAGACGAAAUUAUGUUUAUCUUAGAAGAAGUGAAAAACUAUCUCAAUCCUGACGUUGAAGUACGCCGUGGUGACGUAUUAUCAGCUUGGAGCGGAAUCAGACCUUUAGUUUCUGAUCCAAACAAACCGGAUACACAAUCUUUAGCUAGAAAUCAUAUUGUGCAUGUGAGUGAUUCUAAAUUAAUCACUAUAGCUGGAGGAAAAUGGACAACGUAUAGAUCCAUGGCUGAAGAAACUAUAGACGCUGCAAUUGAAGCUUGCAGUUUGCAACCUAAAUUCGAAUUGAGCCAAACCGAUGGCUUAUUGAUGGAGGGAGCUCACGGCUGGACUCCAACAAUGUACAUUCGUUUAGUACAAGAUUUCGGUCUUGACUGCGAAGUUGCUCAACAUUUAGCAAAUUCUUACGGCGACAGGGCCUUUGCUGUAGCCAAAUUAGCAACUAUAACGGGUAAAAGAUGGCCAAUUAUUGGUAACAAAGUGCAUCCAGAAUUUCCAUACAUCGAUGCAGAGGUGCGAUACGGAGUUCGGGAAUACGCGAUGACCGCAACUGAUAUGAUUGCAAGACGUCUGCGUCUGGCGUUCCUUAAUGUUCAAGCUGCUCAGGAGGCACUUCCAGAUAUAAUCAACGUGAUGGCUGAAGAACUGAAUUGGUCCGAGGAGGAGAAGAAGAAGCAACACAAAGAUGCCACUGAAUUUUUGCAGUAUGAAAUGGGACAGAACGUCAACCGCGCCAGCAGAGAUAAGAUUCCGAUCAAUUUGAGCAAAGAUGAGAUUCAGACAUACAUCAAACGCUUCCAAAUUAUAGACACCGAUCGUAAGGGAUACGUCUCUAUCAAUGACAUUCGUAGAAGUCUCAAGCAUCUAGGCAUUCGAUUGAACGAUAACGAUGUUCACCUUCUCCUCAAUGACAUAGAUACCACUUACAAUGGCCAAUUAGAUUUAUCAGAUUAUUUACAGUUGCACGGUGAGAAAGAAGUUCCCGGUGAGGAAUUACAUGAAAUAUUAAAAGAAAUUGAUUCAAAUAUGAAUGGACAAGUUGAACUUGAUGAAUACCUACAGAUGAUGUCGGCUAUCAAGUCAGGUCAUGUAGCAUAUUCGAGAUUCGCAAGAAUGGCUGAACUGGAGGAAGAGAAGCAUGAAAAGGAAAUGCUGAAGAAGAAAAUUAGCGUUGAAAGGAGUGGCGGUGGUCUUUAAAUUGAAUUUUAAUUAUCUAAAGAAAAUCUUUUAAUUAUACCCGUUGUUAUUUAUU
This is a messenger RNA of Nicrophorus vespilloides, 2565 nucleotides long. RefSeq names its product glycerol-3-phosphate dehydrogenase, mitochondrial (gene Gpo3). Gene Ontology annotation, cellular component: mitochondrion; glycerol-3-phosphate dehydrogenase (FAD) complex. The transcript is spliced from 11 exons. The record is from RefSeq and is a predicted model, not a curated record. Lineage: Eukaryota; Metazoa; Arthropoda; Insecta; Coleoptera; Silphidae. Gene Ontology annotation, biological process: glycerol-3-phosphate metabolic process. Gene Ontology annotation, molecular function: glycerol-3-phosphate dehydrogenase (quinone) activity; calcium ion binding. Bases 228 to 2510 code for a protein of 760 amino acids.